This is a messenger RNA of Closterium sp. NIES-65, 1890 nucleotides long. The record is from the annotation of a GenBank genome assembly. NCBI's taxonomy places the organism in Eukaryota, Viridiplantae, Streptophyta, Zygnematophyceae, Desmidiales, Closteriaceae.
AUGCCUCUCUCAGCCCCUCGUUCCCUCUCUCAGCCCCUCAUUCCCUCUCCCUCUUCCUCAGCCCCUCGUUCCCUCUCUCAGCCCCUCGUUCCCUCUCUCAGCCCCUCGUUCCCUCUCUCAGCCCCUCGUUCCCUCUCUCAGCCCCUCGUUCCCUAUCUCAGCCCCUCGUUCCCUAUCUCAGCCCCUCGUUCCCUCUCUCAGCCCCUCGUUCCCUAUCUCAGCCCCUCGUUCCCUCUCUCAGCCCCUCGUUCCCUCUCUCAGCCCCUCGUUCCCUCUCUCAGCCCCUCGUACCCUCUCUCAGCCCCUCGUUCCCUAUCUCAGCCCCUCGUUCCCUCUCUCAGCCCCUCGUUCCCUCUCUCGGCCCCUCGUUCCCUCUCUCAGCCCCUUGUUCCCUCUCUCAGCCCCUCGUUCCCUCUCUCAGCCCCUCUAUCCCUCUCUCAUCCAUCCUUCCCUAUCUCUGCCCCCCCUUUCCCCUCUUUCGGCCCCUCGUUCCCUCACUCUGCCCUCUUUCCCUCUCUUUUCCAUUCUUUCUCUCUCUUUGCCCUUCUUUCACAAACUUUGCCCGCUGUCCCCGGUAUCGGUUAUGGGGGUGUGGGGCAGGGGGGGAAGGGGGAGGGAAGGGGGCAGGCGGGCGAGCAAGGGACGGGUGAAGGGGGGGGGGGAGUAGUUAGGUGCAUCCAAUCGCACCCUCAUCUCCCCACUUUCUCUCUCACUGCCUCACUUUCCCCCCCUCUGCCCCUCUCUCCCAUACUCUAUGCCCCACCCUUCCUCUCUCUGACCCUCGUUCCCACUCUCUGCCACAUGAUCACCUCGCUCCGCCCCUCGUUCCCUUUCUCUGCCCCAAUUUGCCUCACUCUUACCCACUUGCCCUCUCUCUGCCCCAAUCUCCCUUUCUCUAUUCCCAAAUUUCCCCCUUCAUUCCUCUCCUGCCCUCCCUAUGCCCCGAGUUCACUUCUCUAUGCCCCGCAUUCACCUCUCUCUGACCCUCCUUCCCUCGUUAUGACCCUCCUUCACUCCGUCGCUAUCCCUCUCUCUACCGCGCAUUCCUUCUUGGCUUCGUCUCUUACCCUCCCUCUACCCUGCAUUCCUCCUUCGCGGACCCCAAAUUCCUUCUCUCUUCCCCACUGUCCCUUUCUCUGCCCCACUUUCCCUCUCUUUGCCCCACAUGCACCUUCCUCUGACACUCAUUCCCUCAUCACGCCCCACCCUCUCUCUCUGCCUCGAAUCUCUCUCUCUCUCUCUCUCUCUCUCUCUCUGCCCCUCCUGCAUGCUCUCCGCCCGGCAUUCCACCACGCUACCCCUCCAUCGCCCCGCCUUCUCUCACGCCCCGCCUUCUCUCACGCCCCGCCUUCUCUCACGCCCCGCCGUCUCUCACGCCCCGCCUUCUCUCACGCCCCGCCUUCUCUCACGCCCCGCCUUCUCUCACGCUCCGCCUUCUGUCACGCCCCGCCUUCUCUCACGCCCCGCCUUCUCUCACUCCGCCCCGAAGUCACUUCUAUUUGCCCAUCCUUCCAUCCAUCUGCCCCUCCUACCCUCUCUCUGCCCCAGCAUACCUCUCGCUGCCCCACUACCCCUCUCUCUGCCCCACUCUCCCCCUCUAUUUGCCCCUCAUUCCCUCUUCACGCCCUUCCUUCUCUCACUCUGCCCCGAAGUCACUACACUCUGCCCCUCCUGCCUUCUCUUUGCCCCGCAAGUACUUAUAUCUGCCCCUCCAUCCAUCCCUCUGCCCAUCUUUCCCUCUGGCUGCCCAUCUUUCCAUAUAUAUGCCCCGAAUUCCCUCUCUCUGCCCCUCUCCCGCUCUCUCUUGGUGCCAUAUUCCCUCUCGUUGCCCCUCUUUCCCUCUCUCUGCCUCUGGUUCCCCCUCGAUGCUCCUCUCUCUUGCCCUUAUGA